ACAUUGUUUAAAUGUCUGUGAAAUAUGAUUCAUCACUGUCUGACACUACCACAACAUUAGGAUUGGGUGUCUAGCUUUAACCAGAAACGUAAUGAACACGAGUGUUUUUUGACUGUUGCACAGUUCUGUAUGUUCCCAUGAUGAGGACUGAUGAAGUUAGUGAGGGGAGGUUCAGACAGUGCUAAUGGAAAAUGGCCAAGGAGACCAGACAUGUGAUGAGAAAAAUACCAACUUCAUGUGACCCAUGGCUGAGGAGCGGCUCAUAGACGAAGACAAACACCCAUUUGUGUUGUUUUCCUCAGUCAGUGCUGAGCCACUGAGGAAAAUCCUCCUGUCAGUCUGCCUAGAUCGUCCGCCCUCUGGAUGAAGCCAAAGUGGACAGGAUGCAGACUAUUAAGACUGUAGAGACCCAGGUGCCCUUUCUGAAAGAGAGUUUCUUCACCACCACUUUCAAAGGCAGGAGGAAGAGCAGCGUUACCAACCUCCUCCGUAAACAACAGCACUCUCUCCUCAAUCAACAACACCAGCAACCACAAUGCAUUUUAGAGCAUCAGCAGCAACAUCAAGGGCAGCACACUCCGGAGCAUCAGCGACUUGCUCGCUCCAACAGCAGCCCGUUAUGCAAGACAGGCGAGCGUGCAAGAGCAGAUGGGGAUAGAAAGGAGGGGCAAAAGGAGAGGAAGGAUCAGGGAGUGAGUGGAGCUGUGCAGGGUAGGGGGGGAGAGCGAGGAGUGAGUGGUAGCGAGCCCGUGGCUGUCAGUGCCAGUCUCCUCCUCCUUUCAGAAUCAGCGGCACUGGGGGAGGCAGCAUCAUUCUCACAGCUGCCUUCAACUGUGGUGGGCAGACAGCAGGGAUUAGACAGCUCUGAUAGGGCUCUGACCAACAGAGGACCAGUAUCAGUAGCAGCCGAGGAGGAAACCCAGCAUGGCCAGCCUCGACCCCAGCAGUAUGGCCUGUUAGCCAAGGGUGUCCGCCUGCUCAGGAACAUGGGGAACCAGGAAACGAAGCAGAAGAGAGGAGGAAGUGGUGGAGCAGCAGGGGAUGUCUCCUGUGAUGAUGAUGCUGAUGAGAGGGAAGUGGACAAAAAAUCUAAAAAGUCCCACAAUAAGAUAAGUAAAGGAGGAGGAGAACCUAGUGGGAAGAAGAAAUCAAAAUCAGAGUCAAAGGGUUCUGUGUUUUCCAGCAUGAAAAUCAGGAAGAGUUUAUCAAAGGCCAAAGGGUUGUCUAAUGAUGACUUUUUGGAAGCUGGGAGGUCAGCACAAAUGGGCAAAGCAGGACUCAAGCCUGGUGUGGAGGCGAGCCUGUCAGCUGAUGAAGUGGGCAUGCUAUCAGAUGUCGAGGGGGAUCUAUUCCAUUUAACCGCAGACAGUCUCCCAUCUGUGGUGGAUGAGAUUGGCCGAAAAACAAGCUCAGGGUCGGAUGCUGACCUCUACAGUUUUCACUCAGCAGCAGCUGAAAAUGAAGACCUGCUCUCUUACAUCCAGAAGGUUAUAAAAGACCAAUGUGUGGCCGGUGACAGGUUGGAAAUGAUGACUGGCUACUUAUCUGAAGGGUCAACAUCUGAGGGGAACAAAGAGAAGGUAAUGUCUCACCAGCUUUUUAAUCUGGAUGAGGAAGUUUUCUUUCCCCCUGUUGGUAGUGAAUGUGUAGCAAAGGAAGUAAGCGAAGAGUAUAGGAAUUUAGAGAACGAAAGUGACAUACCCAUAUCAAGAAAUUCUUCUGGUCCAGGGUCCCUGAGUGAAAGUGGUCCAACAUCUUCAGGCCCGGACACAGAGAGAAGCAGUGGCAGUCUUCUCCCAAAGAGUAACAGCACGUAUAGCUUCCCUGACACUACAGCCACCAGCACCUCGUAUGAGAGUGCUGAGGAACCCCAGGAUGACCUGGAGAGCCCAUUUCUGCACCCACAGCAGACUCAAGGUAAUCAGGCUGCAGAGAGCAAAAACACAUGUGCCCACUUAGAUCCCGUAAUGGCAGGGGCGGGACCGAUGGGGUCUCAGAAGAGUGCGAGCAGCAUGGACCUGUCUAUGGAGAGGGAGAUGGAAGAGGAAACUGGGAGAGGAGACUUCCUGUCCCUGAAAAGGAGGAAGACUAGUUUGUGUAUUAGUCAGCUAACAGACAGCCCCCCCGUUUCUCAGCCUAAACGCACGACCUCCACCACCUCCCCCUCAACUGUAAAACUCUAUCCUCCAGUCCACCCAUCUUAUGUUAAGACCACCACCAGGCAGCUCACAUCUCCCAUUGGCUCCCCCAUCACCAGCCCCAACGUGCCCAGGAAAACGGAUGCCACCAUUCCUUCAGUAGAAUCUAACAGGGCCCAGGGGUUUAGGAGGCACAAGCAGAGGUCUUGCUCAAUUGCUGGGCCCCUCAGUGAGUCUGCAGACUGGUUCACUGAGCUGGAUAGGCUAAGAGGGAGGCAGGCGGGCGGUGCCAAAUUUCCAGAGCAGAAGACACCAGAGAAGAGUUGGACAGGUGGGACGUACUGGACGCUGGGCUCCAGGAGAACACAUUAUGGACGACAGACCUCCACCAACACAGUACCAUACCUGGAUGUCUUCUCUGGUCGCACUCUGUUGGACUGGCUUUGUACUCAUCGUGGAAAUGGCUCUACAGAAGAGGAAGGGAAGGAUCUGUGUCACCAAAUGUUGGUCCAGGGUCUGCUGCACCCCUUCUGCCACAGCACAGCAGAGCACUAUGAUGACAGCACUGUCUCGGCAGUCUUUAAUGAGGAGCAGCUGUACACCUGGGCAUCUGUAGGCCUGCCAGGGUCUUCUCACCUGUGGGAACUCCAUGGGGGGCGAACCACAGGCAGGGAGCAGAGCUUGAGAACUCCUUUGCAACAAUCAUCAGCCAAGACACCAGGAGCUUUACAGUCUCAGACCGAAUCCAGCAGGUUGAAGUCAGGUCAGUCAUCCUCUGAGGAUGAAAGCUGUCUCAUCCCUCAGCUGGAGAGGACCAUUGAUGACCUGCGGAUUAAGAUUGCUGUGUUGCAGGGCCAGCAGGCCUCCUUGGCAAAGGGCAGCUCGGAUAAAAUGGGAGCUCUGGGCGCUGCCCACCACAAGGCCCCACAGAUGAGAGGAAUAAAAUCUGGAAAGAUGAGCCAGGAGGUGUCUGUCCAGACCUCAUCUGUGGAGGAGGGGUUUACGUUUGACGUGCCUUUCAACAGAGGAUCGGGCAGCGUGUCGUCUUCUGUUUCCUCCUCCAUCCCCAAAUCUACAGAGAGCUUUGUCUGCACGUGCCAGCAGAGGCAACCGAGCGGCAGCCAUCCAGCUCCUCCGCCCCCACCUCCACCUCCCCCUCCCCCUCCGGUCUCUGGAGGUGUACCCCUACCUCCACCACCACCACCUUUACUAGGAGGUGUUGCUCCUCCUCCACCACCACCUCCCCCACCCUUACUUGGACCUGGUCUGCCGCCGCCUCCCCCUCCUCCUCCACCACCAGGUUUUGGACCACCACCUCCACCUCCUCCCCCGCCUGGUUUCGGACCUCCACCCCCACCUCCUCCUGGAAUGGGCCCCCCUCCUCCACCCCCACCCCCUGGCUUUGGGCCACCACCACCACCACCAGGCCCCAUGCCCUCCAUAAUGGUCCAGGAAGCUGCCCCUGCCAAGGCUGUGAUCGAGCCCCCCAAGCCAAUGAAGCCACUCUACUGGACACGCAUACAGCUGAAUGCUAAAAAGCCCAUUGACUCACUGGUGUGGGAGACGAUCGAGGAACCAAAUGUGGACUUUGAAGAAUUUGUGGAACUAUUCUCCAAAAGUGCUGUUAAGGAGAAAAAAAAGCCAAUUUCAGACACUAUCAGCAAGUCCAAGGCCAAGCAGGUGGUGAAGCUCUUGAGUAACAAGCGUUCACAGGCUGUGGGUAUUCUGAUGUCCAGCAUUCAUCUUGAUAUGAAGGACAUCCAGAAUGCCGUCCUAAAUAUGGACAACACUGUCGUUGAUCUGGAGACUCUGCAAGCCCUUUAUGAAAAUAGAGCACAAAAUGAUGAGAUGGAUGGUAUUAAAAAGCAUAUUAAAUCCUCCAAAGACAAGGAGGAUGCCAAGCCACUGGACAAGCCUGAACAGUUUCUAUUCCAGUUAUCCCAAAUCCCCAACUUCUCUGAACGAGUGUUCUGCAUCCUGUUUCAGUCAACUUUCCAUGAAUGUAUCACCUCAAUCCUCCGCAAAAUAGAAAUCCUUCAGAGAGUAUGCAAGACUCUUCAGAAUGGUAAGUGUGUAUUCCAGGUGCUUGGCCUGGUGCUGGCUUUUGGCAACUUCAUGAACGGAGGUAAUCGGUCUCGAGGGCAGGCCGACGGCUUCACCUUGGACAUUCUGCCAAAACUGAAGGACGUUAAGAGCAGUGAUAACUCCCGGAGUCUUUUGUCCUACAUUGUUGCUUACUAUUUAAGGCACUUUGAUGAGGAUGCUGGCAGAGAGACGUGUGUCUACUCACUGCCUGAGCCCCAGGACCUUUUCCAGGCCUCCCAGAUGAAGUUUGAGGACUUCCAAAGAGAUCUGCGCAAGCUGAAGAAAGACCUCAAUGUAUGCUCGGCUGAGACGGAGAAGGUUUGCAAGUUGUCCUCUGAAGAGAACGUGCAACCCUUUAAGGACAAGAUGGAGGAAUUUCUUAGCCAAGCCAAGACAGAACUGGAAACGCAAGAGAAGCAGUUGGCAGACACUCAGAAGAUCUUCUUGGAGUUGAGCAUGUCCUUCUCAGUUAAACCCAAGGCGGGAGAGAAAGAGGUCUCUCCCAACACUUUCUUCUCCAUUUGGCAUGAGUUUUCUACAGAUUUCAAAGACCAGUGGAAGAAGCAGAAUAAGCUGAUGUUACAGGAACGGGUCAAAAUGGCUGAAGAGUGCUUCAAACAAGCCAAGGAAAAGGCUUCCUACAAUGUGAAACCCAAACAUGCAACUGGAAUAAAAGCAAAGCUGGGUCAGAAGAUCUGAGGCAGAGAAUGGAAAAUUAUCAUCACCCAGCCUAUUGCACAAGCAACGUUUGUACAAUCUAACAUCUCAUCAUGACUCAUCAGUCAAUUUUACAUUUAUUUGCUUCCGGUAUAUGUUUUCAAUUGAUUUAGACCUGAUGUUUUUUGUGAGUUAGUUCAAAGUGGAUAUUAUAUUGUUUAAAAGUGAAAUGAAAAAUUACAUUUUCAGCUACCCAUUCAUACCACUCGUAUAAUUAAAUGAAAUAUUUCUACCAAAAGACAUCCUUAAGCUGAGAUGAUUAAAUGUAAUUGAGUAAUUUGCCAGAAAAUGCUCAGUGCUGGCUGAAAUUUGUAGCAACACUAUAUCCAAGCUUUCUCAGUUUUCUUUAAGCCAUAUGUAGCCUAUUUUCUUAUUUUUACUACAAUUCCCAAGCCUAGUUCAUGGGUAGGAAUAAACACUUCCUCUUUAUGUCUCCCUAAUGGUGAAAAGCACAGAAUUUUUCAGAACACUUCUACAUCGUAGGUAUGGAUCACCUGCCAGACAGAAAGUGCCUUAUUGCACAGUGGAGGGGUUAAAUGAGACAUAUCAUCUGAAAUUAAAUGUUACAUAUAAAGAAGAGAAAUCGGUUUUACAUAGGCUGAAAAAUGCCAAAUUUACUUAAGCAAGUUUGUUUUUAGAACCUAAUCAUAAUUAUACAUGUGUUUUACAUACAGCAGCUCCUCUACUGUGGUUUGUUAUGGCUUUUUAUCCAGAGAGGCUAUGCAUACUGUACCUGUGAUCUGAUAUAGACCUGCUAUUGUUUUUAUUAUGCAGUAUCGUGAACUUGCUUUAUGUUUUAAGCAAAUUCUUACACAGUUUUGCCUUUCCUACUAUGUAAGUGUGAACUCCCAUACGGAUAUGGAGCAAUAGGACCAUGUGACAUUCAUGUGCAAUACCAACAAGUUUUGAUUGAAUACCCGUGACCAUGAAAAAAUAUAUUUAUUGAAUAAAAGAAAUGACAAUUUUUU
Sander lucioperca (pikeperch) is the source of this 5908-nucleotide messenger RNA. Its product is annotated as formin-2. The record is from RefSeq and is a predicted model, not a curated record. Gene Ontology annotation, biological process: intracellular signal transduction; actin nucleation; intracellular transport. The transcript is spliced from 18 exons. Gene Ontology annotation, molecular function: microtubule binding. Gene Ontology annotation, cellular component: endoplasmic reticulum membrane; nucleus; cytoplasm. Lineage: Eukaryota; Metazoa; Chordata; Actinopteri; Perciformes; Percidae. Bases 384 to 4922 code for a protein of 1512 amino acids.